Seminavis robusta is the source of this 2344-nucleotide messenger RNA. The record is from the annotation of a GenBank genome assembly. Lineage: Eukaryota; Bacillariophyta; Bacillariophyceae; Naviculales; Naviculaceae.
CUCUAACUCUAAUGAUAUUUCAUACUUCCUUCAGGAUCCUUUUGCUUCGAUGCUCCAACUUCGAUUAUCCGCCAUGGUCCACAGUCUUUGACCGACACGCCGUAUCGAUCACUCUCCUUUUCUCUCAACACUCUCAACUAAACUAUAUCAAUCAAUCCAAUCUAAGCAACCAUGACGGACAAGAUGGACGAAGACAAACCUGUUGUAGUGAAAAAGGUCAAGAAAGCGACCAUGGGCCAACCGUCGGCAUCGGAAGACUCGGCAUCCAAGUAUCCCGACAUGGCCCUCUGUCAAAAGAUUCAUCGACUGACCACCAAACAGACACUUGCCUUUUCAAAAGACGAACAACAAGCCGUCUUUGAUAAAAUUGCCAAAGAACUCGAGAAUCCCUCCUUGUACAAACACGUCGUCGAAAUGGCCGGCAGCGACGUGUGUGGCGCAUUGACUCUGCUCACGGACACGCAGUUGGCCGAAAUGGAAACCAAAAACAAAACGACACUGGAGGAAUUGGAAGCCAAGGUGGAGGAAGCCAAGGAAAGUGCCGGGGAUAUGGAAGUCAUGGAUGCCCGGGUGGAAGUGGCACGUUUUGCCGCAAAGAGCUUGUCCGAAACAGAUGCGCUGGCUGCCUAUGGCAAACUCAUUGAUUUGCCCAAAAUUAGUAGUGGCAAAAAGAUUGAUGCCCUCAUGGAAACCUCGCGGGUUGCAUCCUUUUACGGGGAUACCAAAAAGAGUGACGAGUAUAUUGAUAAGGCCCACAAAUUGGCCACGGAAGGAUCGGGUGGAGAUUGGGAUCGUCGCAAUCGUCUCAAGGUCUACCGCGCAUUGUCCAAUUUACUCGCACGAGACAUGAAGGGCGCGGCAUCACUCUUGGUCGAUUGCAUUGCCACUUUUUCCUGCAAUGAAAUUUGUUCCUAUCAAGAUUUCAUUGUCUACACCAUCCUCUCCAAUUUGCUGCACAUUCCACGUCCGCUCCUCAAGGAAAAGAUUAUCGAUGGACCCGAAAUUCUCUCCGUGGCGAGUGAAAUUCCCGUCGUCAUUCAAUUGACCCAAUCUCUCUACGACUGCGAUUACAAGGCAUACCUUCAUGCCAUGGUGGAACUAGAGGGAAUCUUGUUUGCCGAUCGCUAUCUCUUUCCUCAUGCCGCCUUUUGGAUGCGAGAAUUGCACAUUUUGGCCUACAAACAAUUCUUGGAUGCCUACCAGAGUGUCACAUUGGCCGCCAUGGCCAAGAGUUUUGGUGUCUCGACCGAUUUUAUCGAUUAUCAUGCCAGUCGAUUCAUUGCGGCCGGGCGAUUGAGUGCCAAGAUUGACAAAUUCGGUGGUGUCAUUGUCACCAAUCGACCCGAUUUGAAGAAUGCCCAAUACCGGGAUAUGAUCCAAAAGGGAGACUUGUUGCUCAAUCGCAUUCAAAAGUUGGCGCGGGUGGUGGAUGUGUAAAUAAUGCAAUGGAUGAAGGAAUAAUGAAUGAAUGAUUGAGGAGCGGAAGUAGAUAGAUGCAUGCAUGGAAGGAUGAGAUACCGUAGUUGGCUGGACGGUGUUGUGAUGGAAUGAACUGACAAUUUCCGAAGCAAGCCUACUACAGGUCCGUAGAGAAAGCAAAGAAAAACUCUACAGAACAUGACUAGUAUUGGGAUAGAUACAUCGUAGUGAUCCAAUUUCUACACAAGGAUUAACUAACUCAGUUCUCGCAUCUACCGCAGCUAAAUACCAGGUAGUAAGGUAGCAUUCCGGUCUGUGCAGAGGAUACGUAACCAAGCAUCACCAGUCAAGUCGGAAUACCAAAUGAUUGUUGUACUGUAGUAGAUUGAUGUCUUUGGUACUCUCUGAAAUGGAAUACCGGUAGCAUGGUACACUGAUACUUGUAUCUUGAAUCUUCCUUUCUUGGAAAUAAUGGAGGGUAUUAGCAGGUAGCUAUUAUUAGGCAAUGGUGGUGGCAAAAUUCAGUCUUCUUUUCUUCUCGUGGCAAGACGUGCUGAUUUUCUGGAGGUUGUCCUUGGCGCACUGAGCGACUUUUGUGUGGAUUCCACACUACUACUACUGUUACCAAGGGUUACCAUGAAAAGUACCACACCAAUCAAGAUGACGACCUGAUUGCGAGAAACAAGAAAGAAAACAAAUGAGAGAUCUACAAUAGAAUCAACCAAGAUAUCUCAGAGUGAGCUCACCACCACAAUCAGCAACGGUAAUUGGAGUUCUUCUGGGACCAUAGUUUGCUGUUGCUUGGCUGUUGCGACAGUACUCCUCAAGACAAGGAACAGGAGCUGUGUCGAGGAGUUUUGGCAAAAGCGGAAUUGUGAGGCCUUGGUUGUUUGGGACUGGAUCUUUCUUGAUUCGUGACUGGACG